UCCCCUGUCCAUCACUUCACACACUGUUCACCUGAGAGAGGGAUCUGACCGAGGAAAAUAACUAUAACCAUCCAACACUGAGCCGCACUACCUUUAGCACCAGUGUCUUUUACUUCGAAUCGAUUCAGACGUGUGAUUUAAAAAGAAACGAAAAAAAAUACAGCCAUGGGCUGGAGUCUCCUCUUCUCCCUGCUAUUGGCACUGACAAUUGUGCCAGUAGCCUUUACCCAGACAACGGCAAUAAGCUCUACAACAGCUGGAUCCACCGCUAGUACCACAAUGAUCAGCACUACAGCAGCUGGAUCAACCCCUAGCACCCCAAUGAUGAGCUCUAUAGCAAUCGGAUCCACAGUCAGUACCACAAUGGUGAGCUCUAUAGCAACCGGAUCCACCGCAAGUACCCCGAUGAUGAGCUCUACAACAGCUGGAUCCACAGCAAGUACCCCAAUGAUGAGCUCUACAACAGCUGGAUCAACCCCUAGUACCCCGAUGAUAAGCUCUACAACAGCUGGAUCAACCCCUAGUACCCCGAUGAUAAGCUCUACAACAGCUGGAUCAACCCCUAGUACCCCGAUGAUAAGCUCUACAACAGCUGGAUCAACCCCUAGUACCCCGAUGAUGAGCUCUAUAGCAGCUGGAUCCACUGCAAGUACCCCAAUGAUGAGCUCUAUAGCAACCGGAUCCACAGUCAGUACCCCAAUGAUGAGCUCUACAGCAUCAGGAUCAACCCCUAGUACCCCGAUGAUGAGCUCUAGAGCAACCGGAUCCACCGCAAGUACCCCGAUGAUGAGCUCUAUACCAACCGGAUCCACCGCAAGUACCCCAAUGAUGAGCUCUAUAGCAACCGAAUCCACCGCAAGAACCCCAAUGAUGAGCUCUAUAGCAACCGGAUCCACAGCAAGUACCCCAAUGAUGAGCUCUACAGCAGCCGGAUCCAUCGCAAGUACCCCAAUGAUGAGCUCUACAGCAGCUGGAUCAACCCCUAGCACCCCAAUGAUGAGCUCUAUAGCAAUCGGAUCCACAGUCAGUACCACAAUGGUGAGCUCUACAGCAGCCGGAUCCAUCGCAAGUACCCCAAUGAUGAGCUCUACAGCAGCUGGAUCAACCCCUAGCACCCCAAUGAUGAGCUCUACAGCAGCUGGAUCCACAGUCAGUACCCCAAUGAUGAGCUCUAUAGCAACCGGAUCCACCGCAAGUACCCCAAUGAUGAGCUCUAUAGCAACCGGAUCCACAGCAAGUACCCCAAUGAUGAGCUCUACAGCAGCUGGAUCCACCGCAAGUAGCCAAAUGAUGAGCUCUACAGCAGCUGGAUCCACAGUCAGUACCCCAAUGAUACGCUCUACAGCAGCUGGAUCCACUGCAAGUACCCCAAUGAUGAGCUCUACAGCAGCUGGAUCCACAGUCAGUACCCCAAUGAUGAGCUCUACAGCAGCUGGAUCCACUGCAAGUACCCCAAUUAUGAGCUCUAUAGCAACCGGAUCCACCGCAAGUACCCCGAUGAUGAGCUCUACAGCAGCUAGAUCCACUACAAGUACCCCAAUGAUGAGCUCUACAUCCGCCGGUGCCACCGUUAGCACCGUGGCAACGCCUGCUGGCACCACGGCUAGCACCAUUGCAACGUCUGCCGUAGCCACCUCUACGGCAGCAUCUACUAAAACCCCAGUUGAAGCUCUGCUGACGGCCAUCUCCAGCGAAGGCUGCACCGAGACCCUGCUUUGUGCCCAAGAGCCGGCGAGCUGCGACCCAUCGGUGACAACAUGCUACUUUGUAUCCGCCCAGCAGACUGAAGGACUGAACUAUGGGUUCAGCCUCUCUGGAGAGUCGGAAGGCUACAUAGCCGUCGCGUUGUCAACCGACAGCUCUUUAGGAGGAGGGGACAUCACCUAUAUCUGCGCCAACAAUGAAGGGUCCUUCGAAUUCAUCGGUGCUUCGCUUGACAAUGGUGCUUUGAGUAGACAAACUGUGACCGUGAACUCGGUGAAGGGUCUCAUUGACGGAACCACAAUCCAGUGUACGUUUACAGCCACCGUUCCCGAUGCUACAACCAGAGCACUGUCUACGUCCUAUUCUCUAGCCAUUGUCACCGGAACCCUUUCCAGCUCAGGUACACUUGGAGUUCCCGUGGCCAGAGUCCAGACCCCAGUUCUGGACAUAUCAGACGCCAGUUACAGCCCCAGCACCCAAACCACAGUCUCAACUACCGUGAGCACCUCUAGUAACCUGGCAACGCCUGCCGGAUCCACGGCUAGUACCCCAAUGAUGAGCUCUACAGCAUCAGGAUCAACCCCUAGUACCCCGAUGAUGAGCUCUAUAGCAGCUGGAUCAACCCCUAGUACCCCGAUGAUGAGCUCUAGAGCAACCGGAUCCACAGCAAGUACCCCAAUGAUGAGCUCUAGAGCAACCGGAUCCACCGCAAGUACCCCAAUGAUGAGCUCUAUAGCAACCGGAUCCACAGCAAGUACCCCAAUGAUGACCUCUACAGCAGCUGGAUCCACCGCAAGUACCCAAAUGAUGAGCUCUACAGCAGCUGGAUCCACAGUCAGUACCCCAAUGAUGAGCUCUAUAGCAACCGGAUCCACCGCAAGUACCACAAUGAUGAGCUCUAUAGCAACCGGAUCCACAGCAAGUACCCCAAUGAUGAGCUCUACAGCAGCUGGAUCCACUGCAAGUACCCCAGUGAUGAGCUCUAUAGCAACCGGAUCCACCACAAGUACCCCGAUGAUGAGCUCUAUAGCAACCGGAUCCACCGCAAGUACCCCGAUGAUGAGCGCUAUAGCAACAGGAUCAACCCCUAGUACCCUAAUGAUGAGCUCUACAGCAGCUGGAUCCACUACAAGUACCCCAAUGAUGAGCUCUACAGCAGCUGGAUCCACCGUAAGUACCCCAAUGAUGAGCUCUACAGCAGCUGGAUCCACGGCUAGCACCCCAAUGAUGAGCUCUACAGCAGCUGGAUCCACGGCUAGCACCCCAAUGAUGAGCUCUACAGCAUCAGGAUCAACCCCUCCUACCCCAAUGAUGAGCUCUAUAGCAUCAGGAUCAACCCCUAGUACCCCGAUGAUGAGCUCUAUAGCAGCUGGAUCAACCCCUAGUACCCCAAUGAUCAGCUCUACAGCAGCUGGAUCCACAGUCAGUACCCCAAUGAUGAGCUCUAUAGCAACCGUAUCCACCGCAAGUACCCCAAUGAUGAGCUCUACAGCAGCUGGAUCCACUGCAAGUACCCCAAUGAUGAGCUCUACAGCAGCUGGAUCCACUACAAGUACCCCAAUGAUGAGCUCUAUAGCAGCUAGAUCCACUACAAGUACCCCAGUGAUGAGCUCUACAUCCGCCGGUGCCACCGUUAGCACCGUGGCAACGCCUGCUGAAACCACUGCUAGCACCAUUGCAAUGUCUGCCGUAGCCACCUCUACGGCAGCAUCUACUAAAACCCCAGUUGAAGCUCUACUGACGGCCAUCUCCAGCGAAGGCUGCACCGAGACCCUGCUUUGUGCCCAAGAGCCGGCGAGCUGCGACCCAUCGGUGACAACAUGCUACUUUGUAUCCGCCCAGCAGACUGAAGGCCUGAACUAUGGGUUCAGCCUCUCUGGAGAGUCGGAAGGCUACAUAGCCGUCGCGUUGUCAACUGACAGCUCUUUAGGAGGAGGGGACAUUACCUAUAUUUGCGCCAACAAUGAAGAGUCCUUCGAAUUCAUCGGUGCUUCGCUGAACAACAGUGCUUUGAUUAGACAAACGGUGACCGUAAACUCGGUGAAGGGUCUCAUCAACGGAACCACAAUCCAGUGUACGUUUACUGCCACCAUUCCUGAUGCCACUACCAGAGCAGUGUCUACCUCCUAUUCUCUAGCUAUUCUCACCGGAAACCUUUCCAGCACAGGUGUACUGGGAAAUCCCGUUGCCAGAGUGCAGACACAAGUGCUGGACAUAUCAGAUGCCAGCUCCAGCACCAGUAUCCUCACCACGGUCGCAACCACCACAGUCGCAACCAGUACCGUUGCAAACAGCGGCCGACCAACUCACCUGGCACUGUCACAAGCUCUACUCAUCAUCCUAGGGACCAUGGGCCUGGCCUUGCUAUAAAGAAACUUUAAAGAAACUUUAAGAAGUGACAAAAACAUAAUUGUGAAAAUACAAUCCUUAGCAUCCACAAUUUUUUAUUUGAUGAACAAAACAUUUACAUUUAAUUAACUACAUAAAAAAAACAUUUUGACUGUUUGUAAAAUACUUCACUUGUUUUUUUUUAAUAUAUUCAGUUCAUUAAUGGAGGAUUUUGUUAAUUAAAGGCCCAUGACGAUGCCUGUCAGUUAGCCUUAAAGAGGGAGCUAUUUAUUUUUCUUAACAAUUAUGUCCUUUUUAUAACUUGGGGUGAGACAUGACUUUAGUGUAUAUUUCCACACAUCCGAUUGUAUGUUUCAUGUAUUUAUUGUGUUGCUCUCAGACCAACAGGUUAUCGGGCACUGAAACAAUGUUUGUCCUCUCUCUUCGUUGAAUGAUGCCACUGGAUGGCAGAAACGAUACUGCCUCUAGUUGCCUCAUUGUCAAAUUGUAAAAGCAACCUUUUUUAAAUAAUGGCUUUGUAAUGUAAUUAUGAAAUAUUCUCCUCCCUUUCCCUCUCUUGUCUGCAUUUUUAUCUCUGCCCAUCAUCAUAGAAGCCAUAGGACUGGCCUUGUUAUAAGGCAAACGCCUGCUAUACAGCUAUUCAAUGUCAAGACUAUGAAUGGGUUCAUUAAAGGCAAAAGUGUAAUCGCUCAAUGCUCAAUUGGUCAUUCGAUUUUGUAUUUGUCGAUUUUAGGAGAUCUCUUCAGUUUUUACUGUACAGAAAAAUAUAUCCAGACAGAAAUAUAUCCAUAUCUAGACAUAGAUACCAAUGUAGAGUUUUGUUGAUGGCGCGUUUAGGCAGCCUCAACUAACCCGAAUCCUCUUGACAGGCUCUGGGGCUGGGUGGGGCUGCACACCUGUGACACAUUCAAUAAUCAGGGCACACAGGUUGAACCAGCAAUCACCACACAUGCUCAUGGGUAGCUCUGACAUGCCAAUACGGAGCACCUUCCCUGACUGACACUUCUUCCAACUCUGUUGUUGUUUUCAGGUUACAACAACCACAACCACAACAACAACAACAACACACUCAUUAGGAACUCUGCCUUGUCAGUAUUCAAUACCUGCUCUGCAUGCACAAAACCGUCCAAUUCUACAAUAAACCAGUUUCCCACAACA
Messenger RNA from Gadus morhua (Atlantic cod), 5211 nucleotides. Its product is annotated as ice-structuring glycoprotein. Bases 166 to 4074 code for a protein of 1302 amino acids. The record is from RefSeq and is a predicted model, not a curated record. The transcript has 11 exons. Gene Ontology annotation, biological process: regulation of glutamate receptor signaling pathway; regulation of postsynaptic membrane neurotransmitter receptor levels. NCBI's taxonomy places the organism in Eukaryota, Metazoa, Chordata, Actinopteri, Gadiformes, Gadidae.